Molecule: messenger RNA, 2038 nt
Organism: Clarias gariepinus (North African catfish)
Lineage: Eukaryota; Metazoa; Chordata; Actinopteri; Siluriformes; Clariidae
Gene: dnajb1b
Product: DnaJ heat shock protein family (Hsp40) member B1b
Exons: 4
Coding region: 158-1156 (332 amino acids)
Cellular component (GO): cytosol
Molecular function (GO): transcription corepressor activity; Hsp70 protein binding
Source: RefSeq, a predicted model, not a curated record
GGCGCCAGGAAAGCCCUUGAUGUUACUAGAUUCUUCUCGAACCUUCGGAAACGCUUUAAAAAACGGCCAGCGUUAGGUUCAGGAGCUACAGACUAGGACCAGCAACCUGACCGAGUAACGCGGUUAAACCUGAACACAAGUGCCGAGGAACAAGAAGAUGGUGAAGAUGGGAAAGGACUACUACAGCAUUUUGGGGAUCCAGAAAGGCGCGUCUGAAGACGAGAUCAAGAAAGCGUACCGCAAACAAGCUCUGAAAUACCAUCCGGAUAAAAACAAGUCACCUGGAGCCGAGGAGAAAUUCAAGGAGAUCGCAGAAGCCUACGACGUCCUGAGCGACCCGAAAAAGAAGGACAUCUAUGACCGUUUCGGUGAAGAAGGGCUGAAGGGCGGAGCUGGUGGAUGUGGUGGACCAAAUGGCCCUGGCUUCACGUACACCUUCCAGGGUGACCCGCACGCCAUGUUCACAGAGUUCUUUGGUGGCCGGAACCCUUUCGAGCACUUCUUCGGCCGCAUGGGUGGCGAAGAUGAUAUGGAUGUGGACGAUCCGUUUGCAAGCUUUGGCCUGGGUGGUGGACGCCACUUUGGUGGGGGGCGGUUAGAGAAAAAGCAGGACCCGCCAGUCACCCAUGAGCUCCGUGUCACCCUGGAGGAGGUGUUCAGUGGUUGCACAAAGAAAAUGAAAAUCUCGCGCCGCAGACUAAACCCAGACGGCCGUACCACACGCUCGGAGGACAAGAUCCUUACAGUGGAAGUGAAGAAGGGCUGGAAGGAGGGAACCAAGAUUACUUUUCCUAAAGAGGGUGACCAGACGCCAACCAACAUCCCGGCGGACAUCGUAUUCAUUGUGAAGGACAAACCGCAUCCAGUGUUUAAGAGGGAUGGAUCAGACAUAAUUUAUCCAGCCAAGGUCUCACUCAAAGAGGCUCUCUGUGGUUGUACAGUGAAGGUCCCUACAAUGGAUAAUCGUACCGUCAACCUUCCCCUCCAGGACACCCUUAUCCGUCCUGGAAUGAAGCGGCGCAUCACCGGCGAAGGCCUUCCAUUACCAAAGAGCCCCGACCGCCGGGGCGACUUAGUCGUCGAGUUCGAGGUGAGAUUUCCAGAGAGACUCACUCAGGACGCCAAGAACACCAUCGCACGGGUUCUACCCUCGUAACGCCGGAGGCAAAACUGUGAAAGGGUGUGUUUGAGACCAAGGAUCCCAAGGACAUUAUUGCACGGGUCUUGCACUCAUUUGCACAGGACAAUGUUGCGUCCACAAACCGAACGUUGUGGCACAUUAAACCUUGAACUGAUUAACGCUGAACUGAAAGACAGUUUAACGAGUCUCUCUGGAUGAUCAGCCUUUGCUGCGAGUUUUUCUAUUUAGGUUGUUUUUCAUCAGAAAGGUUGGGUUUGGGGAAUAAAACUCCUUAAAGUGCUGGGGAAAUUCCACAAAGUGGAAAGAAAAACAAAAGCCUGGGUAUUGUGGGGUUUUUUUUGUUUGUUUUUCCCAGCUUGGGAUUUUAAUUCUAACAUGUGCUCCGUUACUAUUGCGACACAUAUUUUAAGGAGAAGCCCUCUCAGGCUAACGUUUAAGGUCCAUGGAUGAUGACUCCUCUUUGAAUUAUUGGCUGUUUCCAAUAGAUGUUUGAUUAUAUUUUUCUUCCAGGAAGCUCCUAUGCUUUUGUUAUUACUGCACAGGGUAUUCCCUCUUUUUUUUUUUCCUUCAUGACUUGUAUAGUUUAAUAAACAAGGUGAAAAAGUUUGCUCUUUUUUUGCUGUUUCUGAUUUCUGCGGUUGCUCAAGUCACUUCUCUGGUUAAUCAAAUCAAGGCUGGCUUUCAUGAGCUUGCUUGAGGGAAUAUAAGUAACCUCCUGGUUUUAAGACCUGAAAAGGACUAUUAGCUGUAUGGUUUACAUGAACUCCUCUUUCUUCCUUUUUCGCAUGUUUUGUGUGCAAUUUGGUAGAUUUGGAUUGUAAAUAUAUUUUUGUAUAUCACGCAAUAGGUUGUAUUUUUUUGUCUGUUUAGAUACAAUAUUAAAAUCGGUGAUCUGUA